CGGAGUAUAGCGAUCGUCGCGUAGUGCGCCCUUUCGUCGUCUCAGCUUCUGAUGGGACAGACUAGCUUUGGGUAGUGAGGAGAGUACGCAGCUACCUAAAAAUGUCCGGUGAGUUAGGUCAGCCUGAGGCAGGCCCCUCACAUGCUGGGUUAGAUUUGCCGAACCCUGGGAGAAAUGGGGCUUGGGUCCCGGGAGGGGUGAUCCGAAGGGCCGGUCCCCAAGGGCGCAGGUCCUGGAUCCAAAAGGUUCUGGAGCAGAUAACGGAUUCACCUCUGCAGUGGGUCACCCCAUCGGAGGUGGUGCCUGUCGCUGUGCUGGCCGUCCAGAGAUACCUGUUAGAGGAUGAGCCACGCGACACGAUACCGAAACCUCCCCUUUAUUGCUAUGAUGUGACGAUCUCAGAUGGGGUGUACCGGGAGAAGUGCUACCUGGACCCCAGCCUGAACUUUCUCGUAUAUAAAAAUAUUCUUAAAGUGGGCAUAGAAAUGAAAAUUUCCAGAGUCUCGUGUCUUUACAAUGAGAAAAGAUUAGGCCAGGGGAUCCUGUGCAUAGAUAACGUCCACUGUGGGGACACCUUGGAGACUAUUUCUUUAGAAACUCCAUUCAGAAAUAGUGCGCACCAAGAGGUACCCGAGAGGCCUUUAAGAGGUGGGAAGAGUCAUUACCUGCCUCUGUGGAAUAACGAAGACCCAUACGGAGAUAUUUGGUUAACCAACAAGCAACCUGAGGAGCACAAUUUUAACGAUACCAAAAUAAUUUCCCUUUCUGACCUUGAGAUGACCUGGUCUAGCAGAAGGAAUUUUCCUGCAUUGCUUGUGAGAAUCUUGCAUAAAUCCAAACUGCGAUACUAUGGAAAACCUGAUAAAAAGUUGAUUGAGCCAUACCAGACCUUUUUGGAAGUUGCUGACAGUUCAGGCAUGGUGUCAGUGAUCAUGUGGAAUGCCCUGUGUCCCGAGUGGUAUAAAAGUCUGCGGGUUGGUUUAGUUCUUCUGCUUCAGGAUUAUUCUGUUAAAAAGAGUUAUCCAUGCAGGAUGCAGCCUCUCCCUGUGGAUCCGCAGAUCAGAUCAAUUUCUUCAAUGGAAAUCUGCCUGAACUUCCGAGAUCCUCCAACUAAGAUAAUUAUCAUUCCAGAAAAGCAGGUGAAACCGGAAUGGAGAUUGCCAAAAUUAAAUCACCACUUUGUCACAAGGGCGGAAUUGGAUAAUAUGGCAGAAAAUCAUAUCUGUGAUGUUAUUGGCAUUUUAGUUUUUGUAGGAAGGGUCCAGCGGUCAAAAAAGAAAGAUAGCCAGGAAGAUUUUUGGUCAUAUCGCUGGGUUCACAUUGCUGACGGGACUUCAGACCAACCAUUUAUAGUGGAGCUGUUUUCAACAUCUCAGCCAGAAAUCUUCGAAAAUAUUUACCCAAUGACAUAUUUCGUGUGUACUCAGUUGAAAGUUGUCAGGAACGAUGCUCAAAUACCUAAACUGCUUUACCUAACCACUACAAAUGAGAGUCGAGUGUUUAUUACUGGUCAUAAAGGCCAGCCAUACACCAACGAUAUCAAGGUAAAAAACUUUAUUCAUUGGAUUAAAACAAGGACGGAUCCUGAGGAAUUAAGGACUUCUGUUAUUGGUGGAUAUUACCCGUAUCCUCCAGUGCCAGAGACAUUUUUGAAGUAUAGUAGUUCUCUCAAAGUUGAGUCGCUCUUGACAGCUAUAAGUGAUGUGAGGAAGGAGAUUGAAGACUUGCAGUAUAGGGAACACAAGCGCAUUGCAAUUCAGGGGAUAAUUACUGUUAUCAAGUAUGUCCCCCAUACCAGUGCAACUGAAAGUGCCUCAGCAUCAGAAACACUUCGGGAUGCUGACCAACCCUCAACAUCCCAAGCAGCUAGAAGAGAAAGUCAGAGUCAGGAAAGAGAUGAUAAUAAUUGGCAUCAAGAUGAUGAUCCUAUGGGCCCUCCGUAUUUUCCAGCUACACAUGAAACUUUGAGCCCUACCAAGAAAAAAAGAAUUGUGCAAGGGCCAUCUGCCAAAUUAAUUCCUGUGCCUCAGCCAGAGACUUCUGCACAGACAAGAGGUAAUAGACCUGAAACACCAAAUAUUUUCCAAUCAGAUCAAGAAAGCCCAAGCCCUAGUGCCCAAGGGAAAGCAAGAAAAACUAUAAGUGAUAGAUGGGAAAGUCCUCUCUGGAGAGAGAAAAAGUUGGGCUUAAUGGAUCACCUGCAUUACAGCUGCAUUCAUACUGAAAGUAUUCCCCGGAAAUUUGUUUUGGGGCAUAGAAAGUUUCUCACUGAGCAGUUUAAUUCUCAGCCUGCAAAAUACACACCACCGGAGGGAAAGCCCCCAAAACUUGAGGACUUUAAAAGCGCCCGAAGCCUUGGACAUUUUGAAAUAACCAUCCUAGGACUGAACCAAGAGAUAGCAAUCGACGUUGCAUUCCUGCCUAUGUAUUCUCCAGAAGAUCUCCGUACAUCUCAAAUGGAUACAUUACUAACCUCCAUGAAUUACAGCUGUGUGUUUCCACCGACAACAGCUAGCAAUGACAGACUGCCAAGAGCACUUGCAAGUGAUAUUAUCAAAGCUGUAAGUAAACUGGAUAAAGUACGCAUCAUCUGUGUCUUGGAUAUCUGUAACUUGGGUAACAACAAGGUAGAAGUCUACUUGCACAGAAUUUAUAGCCCAAAUAAUACUUCUUAAAAGUUGGCAAAUGAAAUGGUUACAGGUUAUAAGGAAGGCACUGCUUUAAAGAUACUCUGUCAUUUUGUUGGUACGUUCAGUAACUGUUUUUCAGCAAGAAUAUUAAAUAAGCGUUAAAGUUA
Messenger RNA from Suricata suricatta (meerkat), 2797 nucleotides. RefSeq names its product RPA1 related single stranded DNA binding protein, X-linked (gene RADX). Gene Ontology annotation, molecular function: single-stranded DNA binding. The record is from RefSeq and is a predicted model, not a curated record. NCBI's taxonomy places the organism in Eukaryota, Metazoa, Chordata, Mammalia, Carnivora, Herpestidae. Gene Ontology annotation, cellular component: replication fork. Bases 102 to 2675 code for a protein of 857 amino acids. Gene Ontology annotation, biological process: regulation of DNA repair. The transcript has 14 exons.